CCUUUUUUUGGACUUAUGGAUUGCUUGGAAUACUAUGAUAAUUGCUUGUUUCUUUUCGUUUUAGGAUCGAUCGUAACAAAAGAUCUAAAUAACUGCUUCGGUUCUGAAUGUAACUAUGGGGUAGUGACGACAUGGAAACAGAGCUGUUUUUAUCUUCCACACCUAUGUAAAGGUGGUUGGUUGAAUAUCACAGGUCAGUGUUGUAAAGUGUGUGCCAAUGUAACAACACAAUCACCAGGGACAACGUGUGACAUAGGCAACAGACGUUUUACCGUCGGUCAGCGCACAAACAAUGACCCUUGUCACGUGUGCAGAUGUACGGUCGACGGCACUGAAAGUUGCUCCAAUAUCACGUGUGAUACUGUGCUGGAGUGUGACGUCAAAUACAAGCCAGUUGGGGCCUGUUGUUUUACCUGCGGUUCUUCACAAAUGACAGUGAAUAUACUUCUGUUGUUAUUCAUAUUGUUGAUAUCAAAAGGGUAUCAUCACAUUUGAAAUUAUACUUUUAACAUUCUUGACACACUAUUACCCGUUUAAAACCCAUUCAUCAGAAAAUAAAUCAUAGUACAGGAGGAAACAGAGGAUAAAUCAAAGAGAGAACAUGCCCACAUUACUGAGAACAUGUUCUUGAAGAAUCUAGUACUAAAAUUUGAUACCGUAAGACUGCAGUGAAUAUUUGCAAGCCGUUCAUUUACAAUAUAACGGAAGAGUGAUUUUAGGUACUCAAAAAAACAUAAAUAUUGAAUUUAAUGAACAAGCCACAUAUUAUUUUAAUAAUUUUAGAAAUUCAUAUAAAAAUGUAGAAUUGUUUGCUGCAUGAUGAUCAGUUCAAUAGAAAACGCAAGAAAGGUUGCAUUGAUAGGUCAUGUAUAGGCCCGACGCAGACCCGAUGUAUUAUUUUAUGUAAUACUAAAUGUGGUUCUAGUAAUUGAAAUCAUACACAGGACAAUUCAUUCAUAUUAUUAAGUACACAAUGUCAUUGCAUUUAGAAUUUUUCAAAACACUCAAUAUGUUGGCACUGCAGCGACCCAACGUCGGCUAAAGGUCGGAAUAUUUUGCCGACAUACGAUAUUAAUCCUAUAUCGGCCCGAUAUGGUCAUGCUGGCUGGGGUACCCUUGUAACGGAAGGACUGGUGUCAAGUUACUGAUUUUUAAAAAAGAAAAAAAUUGACUGUUUGCAGUAUUAACGCCUUGUUACAUUCUUUCUCCAGUCUGGCUCGCGAUAUACAUGGAUUUUCUUUAACUUUUAGAUAAAUCCAAACUCAGUGUUAUUUUUUAUGUGUUAUUUUUUUCCACAUAUAUACUGUCAUGAUCUGGAAUUCUAUGCCAGCUGAUAUUUCAAAGUCCCUGUCCUGGGGUAUAUUAAAAGCCCGGAGUGACAUGAUUAUUAUGUGGAUAGACAGUUUUAAUUAAUAUUUUAACUGUACAGUAUUUAUUAUUAUCUCACCUGAGCAUAUGCUCGGGGUGAGCUAUUAGGAUCACUCUUCGUCCGUCGUCCGUCGUCCGUUGUCCGUUCACACUUUUAAAACGACAUCUCCUCUGAAACCAUAAGGCAGAUAAUAAUGAAUCUUCACAGGGAUGUUCCUUGUGUGAAGCCUUAACAAAGUUGUUCAAAGAAUUUAUUCCAUGCAGAAUUUUGGUUGCCAUGGCAACCAAAAGAAAAAACUUUAAAUAUCUUCUUUUAAAUAACCCAAAGAGCUAGAGCUUAGAUAUUUGGCAUGAAACAUCUUCUAGUGAGUGUCUACCAAGUUUGUUCAAAUAAAAGCCCUGGCGUCAAAAUUGGCCCGGCCCCAGGGGGUCAUUGAUUUUCCCUAUAUGCAUAUAGUAAAAACUUAAAAAAUCUUCUUUUAAAGAACCCAAAGAGCUAGAGCUAACAUAUUUAGCAUGAAACAUCUUCUAAUGAAUGUCUACCAAGUUUGUUCAAAUAAAAGCCCUGGGGUCAAAAUUGGCCCCGUCCCUGGGGGUCAUUGAUUUUCCUUAUAUGCAUAAAGUAAAAACUUAAAAAAUCUUCUUUUAAAGAACCAAAAGAGCUAGAGCUAAGAUAUUUAGCACGAUAUAUCUUCUAAUGAGUGUCUACCAAGUUUGUUCAAAUUAAAAGCCCUGGGGUCAAAAUUGGCCCCGCCCUGGGGGUCAUUGAUUUUCCUUAUAUGUGUAUAGCAAAAACUUAAAAAAUCUUCUUUUAAAAAACCAAAUAGCUAGAGUUUAGAUAUAAAGCAUGAAUUAUCUUCUAGUGAGUGUCUACAAAGUUUGUUCAAAUAAAAGCCCUGGGGUCAAAAUUGGCCCCGCCCUGGGGGUCAUUGAUUUUCCUUAUAUGUGUAUGGCAAAAACUUAAAAAUCUUCUUUGAAAAAACAAAAUAGCUAGAUUUAAGAUAUUAAGCAUGAAUUAUCUUCUAGUGAGUGUCUACAAAGUUUGUUCAAAUAAAAGCCCUGGGGUCAAAAUUGGCCACGCCCCAGGGGGUCAUUGAUUUUCCUUAUAUUUGUAUAGCAAAAACUUAAAAAUCUUCUUUGAAAAUACCCAAAUAGCUACAGUUUAGAUAUUAAGCAGUAAGUGUCUACAAAGUUUGUUCAAAUAAACGCCCAGGGGUCAAAACUGGCCCCGCCCCAGGGGUGUCAUUGUUUUUAACUAUAUGUCUAUAGUAAAAACUUAAAUCUUCUUUUAAAAAACCCAAUGAGCUAGAGCUUAGAUGUUUAGCAUGAAACAUGUUCUUAUGGGUGUCUGCCAAGUUUGUUCAAAUAAAAGCCCUUGGGUUAAAAUUGGCCCUGCUUGGGGGGGGGGGGAAGGUCAUUGUUUUUCAUUAUACAUGUGUAGUCAAAAUUUAACAUCUAAUGGGUAUCUUCCAAGUUUGUUCAAAUAAAAGCCCUGGGGUUUAAACUGGCCCGCUCCAGGGGCCUAUAUACAGGUGAGCGACCUCAGGGCCAUCAUGGCCCUCUUGUUUUUUGUUACUGUUAAUUAUAACAUUAUCAGCUUUGUUUUAAUUAGUCACACAUACAUCGGUAUUUCUUACCUUUUUUGUGUUUUCUUCUUAUUCCUAGCAUUGAUAUGCGCCAGAAAAAUUAAUAAGACAAUUCGGCCCCCUGACGAUUCGCCCCAUAACGAUUCGCUCCACUUUAUUUACGAUUCGUCCCACUUAAAUGACGGGGACUGACGAUUGCAAACAAGAUAUUUGGCAGCGUCCGUCAAUUUCCGACUAUUUAACAGAAAUAUAGAACUUUUCUAUAAUUUAAAAUAGACAAUGAACAAUGAUACAUGUAUUCUUUAUCUAUUCGAUCUACCUCUCCUUUUGUACAUUUUAUUGAUCUUAUUGUGUGUGCUUUAUAAUCUGUAAGAACACUAAAUUUAUUAUAAUCAGGCUUUAUUAAAGGUAUUGGUAAUAUCCAAGUAACUCCGAAUCUUAUCAUUAGAUUAGAAUUUACAUCAUUAUACCUAUCAUCUUUUCAUCACCAUGAAAGUAAAAAUGUAUACAUGCAAUUGGUCUUGUUGUUGUUAGAAAAAAAA
Molecule: messenger RNA, 3496 nt
Organism: Ruditapes philippinarum (Manila clam)
Lineage: Eukaryota; Metazoa; Mollusca; Bivalvia; Venerida; Veneridae
Product: von Willebrand factor C and EGF domain-containing protein-like
Exons: 3
Coding region: 16-495 (159 amino acids)
Source: RefSeq, a predicted model, not a curated record